Trichoplusia ni (cabbage looper) is the source of this 2871-nucleotide messenger RNA. RefSeq lists its product as uncharacterized. The record is from RefSeq and is a predicted model, not a curated record. Gene Ontology annotation, molecular function: heme binding; heme transmembrane transporter activity. The transcript is spliced from 8 exons. Gene Ontology annotation, cellular component: membrane. Gene Ontology annotation, biological process: heme export; transmembrane transport. Lineage: Eukaryota; Metazoa; Arthropoda; Insecta; Lepidoptera; Noctuidae. The coding region runs from base 780 to 2168 and encodes 462 amino acids.
AAUGUACAAAGAAUUUUAUUCUAAAACAACUUGUAUAGUCCGGGAGGUAGCGUUGCCUUUUUUAGGUACCUAGUGUAUUUACGCCGAUCCGAUUAAAAUGUAGCUUAAGUCCUUCAAAGCUGAAUUUUCUGUAAUAAAAACAUAUAUCAAGUGUAUCAUAAGAAGUACGAAAACAAAUAUCAGCUGCGUGGGUGGCGGUGGACAGAUCGUCAGCUGACGCAGUACAAUACUCAGCAUUUUUUACCAUUGCUACUGCACUGUCGCCUAUUAAACACACAUUUCGAAAUAGAUUUUGGAUCUGCCUGAUCCUAAUCUUAUAGCGGGCGUACUAUGACCAAAGUUUAUUUUGAACUUCUGGGUCUAUUUACAUUCACUCCGACCGCUACUUUAGUAGCUGCCGUUUGGUUUACUUAUUGGUUAUAUAAGAUUAACAAUGAAUGACGAUUUGAACAUUGUACUUACUAUGACUUUUGCAUUUGCAACGCUGCCUCCCGGACUAUAAAUAAAAAACCUGAAACAUCUUUGCAAGUUGCAAUUCAUCAGUACAUUACAGUGUUCAAGUGUUUUAGUGUUGAAGACGUGCACUAUAGAGAUCCUAGUUUUGCUGUCAGUUGCCGCGAUAGGCUAGCGCUCUCCGCUGGCUAACAAAACCAAAUAAAAAACCGCCUACAAAAAGUCAUGACAAAGUAAAAACCAUCUUAUGUAUAUUAGUGAUAGAUCUCAAAUCAAAACGCCAUUUAGAUGCUAACAAAAAUAAAUAAUAUUAAAAUAAACAAAAGAUGCCUCCAAAUCCAAAAACUAUCGAUGUGUGCGUCAGUGUUAUAGAAGGAACUUCCGAGAAGAAAGUACCAGGUGUUACAGAGUUAUCUAGUGAAAAGACUGCGACAGAAUACCAAGUGUAUCCUAUUCGAUGGCUGGUUUUGUUGGUGUUUGUUUUCUACUCGGCGUCAAACGCGCUGCAAUGGACACAGUACACUAUAAUUCAAGACGCUAUCGUGAAGUAUUACAAUGUGACAAGCAAUCAGGUGUACUGGACUUCUUUGAUCUACAUGAUUACUUUCAUCCUUCUCAUAUUCCCUGCCUGCUGGCUGCUGGAUAAGACGAACAUUCGCCUAUGUGUAAUCAUCGGCGCCUUUGGCACGGGACUGGGAGCAUGGCUGAAGGUGUUCUCCGUGCCCCAGGACAUGUUCUGGCUGGGCUUCACUGGCCAGACCGUGUCAGCUGUCUCGCAAGUCUUCGUCCUGAACAUACCGCCUCGCCUGGCUGCCGUGUGGUUCGGACCUGAUCAGGUGUCUUCAGCAUGCAGUAUCGGAGUCUUUGGAAAUAUGAUGGGGGUAGCCAUGGGCUUCGUGCUGCCCCCUCUACUAGUCCGAGCAGCAGGCACGACUGAGGAAAUAGCAGCAGAUUUGCAACUCAUGUUCCAUAUCUACGCCUCAUACUCAAGCGUUUUGUUCGUCUGUAUUCUACUUUUUUUCAAGGCGGCUCCUCCCACCCCACCUUCGGCUGCAGCAGAUUUUGGCAGCACCUUGGACUCCAACUUCCUCCUGUCUCUAAAGAAACUCAUGACGAACAGGAAUUUCAUACUUCUGCUUAUCUCCUAUAGUAUCAACGUGGGCGUUUUCCUCGCCAUAUCCACUUUGCUCAACGAAGUCAUCUUGAAGCAUUAUCCUGGUGCCCAAUUAGACGCAGGUCGAAUCGGUCUGGUCUUUGUAGUGUCUGGCAUGGCGGGCUCCGUGGUCUGUGGCGUGAUCCUGGACAAGACUCACCGCUUCAAGGAGACCACGCUGGCGCUCUACGUGGCCACCAUCGCCGGCAUGCUUGUCUUCACCUUCACUCUGGAUUGUGGAUACAUUGGUGUCGUGUAUUUGAGCAAUAUCUUGCUUGGAUUCUUUAUGACAGCUUAUUUAGCUGUGGGAUACGAAUUUGCAUCGGAAGUAACAUAUCCUGAACCAGAAGGGACUACAUCUGGAAUAUUGAAUGCUGUUGUUCAGUUAUUCGGUAUCAUAUUAACGCUGGCGUACGAGCGUGUGCUGAGCGCGGCAGACGACCGCUGGGCGAACCUCUCCGCGGUGGGCGUGUUGUGCGCCGGCGCCGCCGUCUGCGCCGCCAUCACCUCCGACCUGCGCCGCCAGAAUGCGCAGAACAAAAUCAAGGAACCUCUCGACUGACCUAACAGUGGGAUUUGACUAUCAAAUAGCAUAAUAAUAUUAGGAGAAUGAAAAAUUACCGUCAAUGGUUUGACGUUUUGGCUAGGUUGUACUGGCCGUGCUUGCAAGCAUACUUGUAAACUCGUAACAGCAAUCGAAGCACACGAUACUUUUAUCGACCCUCAGUUCGUCAGCCCAAUUGCCUAACCAAUAGCAAUAUAUUUCCGUACUCCAAUUGCUAAUCUUUUCAGAUGUGACGAAUAAUUUUAUUAUUCAUUCAUGACUUUCGUUCCAACACAUGAAUGUUCCUUACAAAUGAUUAUGGCCGCAAUAUAUAUUAUGUCUUACUUUUCCAAUAGAAGUUUGAGGUAUGGGGCCGUAAAAUACUACAUAAUAAUAUAAUGUAACUCAUUGACAGCAGUAGUAAAUUCGAAGUACAGUACUACCUAAGAAUUCAGUUACCAAUUGUUAAUGAUCAUAUUGUUAAGUAAUUUUGUUAUGGUGUAGGUACUUAAUAAAUUAAAUAUGUUACAAAAAAGUUUAACUUAUUGAAUAUAGUAAAAGUAGAUUCAGAGGAUAACGCUUCAACAAUGUUGAUGGCUGCAGUUAUGUCUACCGGAGGCACAUGGCGAUCAUAUGUUUGAGAGCCCUACUCGGUUGCUGCUAGCGCUUUACAUAAUACUAGCUGUUGCCCGCGACUUCGUCCCCGUGGGUAGAAGAUAUA